AUGGCAAAAGAUAAGAAGAAAGAUGGCAAGAAGGUAGAAAAGCCUGUAUGUUCUCCUAUUUCUGUACAAGAUACUGCAGCUGAGAGUAGUUCAACAAAGCUGACAGAUUUGCAGAUGUUAGUGAAUGGAGCGGAAGAAACACAGGCAAAUGCAGUGAUACCGCUUAAAGACCCAGAGGAGGCAGAGGAGCCUCCAGUCCAAGAUGUUCCUCAGUACUGCGAGGAGGCUGUUCUUACUCAAGUUGGUGUCAAAAGCUACGAAGGUGAAAAAGUCCAUGGAUUGUAUGAGGGCGAAGGAUUUGCGUGUUUUGAGGGGGGAAAUACAUAUAAGGGCAUGUUUUCUGAAGGAUUUAUGCAUGGACAGGGGACUUACACAUGGGCUGAUGGAGUGAAGUAUGAGGGAAUGUUUGUUAAGAAUGUGCAGAUGUUUAAUGGCCGUUAUACAUGGAAUGAUGGCAGCAUUUACGAAGGAUCAAUCAAGAAUGGACUUAGGCAUGGAUUUGGAUUCUUCAGGAGUGGUACUCAUCCUGUUUCUUACAUUGGUUAUUGGUGUAAAGGCAAAAGGCAUGGAAAGGGUACCAUUUAUUACGAUGAGGAACAUACCUCUUGGUAUUCAGGUGACUGGGUAAAUAACGUCAAAGAAGGAUGGGGAAUGAGAUGCUAUAAGUCUGGAAAUACGUAUGAAGGUCAGUGGGAGAAAAAUGUACGUCAUGGAAAAGGAAGAAUGAGAUGGUUGACAGCUAAUCAAGAGUAUAUGGGACAGUGGGUGUAUGGCAUACAGCAUGGAUAUGGCACCCACAUAUGGUUUUUGAAGAGAAUGCCUGCAUCUCAAUAUCCUUUAAGGAAUGAAUACGUAGGUGAUUUUGUAAAUGGGGAACGUCAUGGACAUGGGAAGUUCAUAUAUGCCAGUGGAGCAGUGUACGAUGGUGAAUGGGUUUGUAAUAAGAAGCAUGGCAAGGACAAGGUUGUCUUCCAGAAUGGUCAUGUUUAUGAAGGAGAGUUCAUAGAUGAUCGUAUAGUAGAAUAUCCUGCUUUUCAAGGGGAUGUGGUGAACGUGAAAGAGCUGGAUGCCAUUUGCGCUGGAAGUCAUUUUGGCACUGAAAACAUUACAAUCAUUAAUGGCUCAGAAAAGUCUUCUAUUCUGGGAUCAGAUAUUGAGUUGAAUAUAUCUUCACUGCUUGACUUGUUGCCAAGGGAAGAGAGACAUGAAGAAGUGAAACAAGUGGAAUAUGCUAUGUUGAGGCAUAUUACAGAACUGAGAAGAGUUUACACCUUCUACAGCAGCUUAGGCUGUGGUCACUCUCCAGACAACACCUUCCUCAUGACUAAGCUCCAGUUUUGGAGAUUUCUGAAGGACUGCCAGUUUCAUCACUCCAACAUAACUCUUGCUGAAAUGGAUCGGAUAUUGAAUGGUGAUAAGACACCACUGGAGGAGGUGCAUUGUCCACACAAGACUUUACUGUUCAGAACAUUUUUAUCUUACCUGAUACGUUUAGCAUUUCAUAUCUAUCAUGAAGAGCACAAAGAGAAAGGUCCUUACCUGCAGAAGUGUUUCUUAGAAAUGAUGUCCAGGAAUGUCAUUCCCGCUGCCUGUCGUGUCCAGGGUAUCUUAUUUUCUGAGGAACGAUGUACAGUUUUUACUAUGAGCUAUAUCGGCAAAUGCUGGGAAAUACACAGAGCUUUUUGUAGACCGAGUACCAGACCUCCAUUUGAACUCACAAUGAAAAUGAGGCACUUUCUUUGGAUGUUGAAUGAUUUUAAACUUCUCAGCAAACAAUUAACUGUUUCAAGACUUGUGGAAAUACUUGUCAAAGAUGGUCCCUCUCUACAUGAUAGCAGUAGCACCAACCUGGAGCAGGAGUUGGUUUUUCUUGAAUUUGUUGAAGCUCUUCUUGAUUGUGCAUCGGUGUAUGUUACCAGUGAUAUGAUUAAGGAGCAAGUAGAUCAUGGUAAUCAGAAAAGAAGUAGCUGUAGAAUCGAGGGUCUCUCCGAGGGAACCGCAAAUGUGUCUUUGUACUCAGAAUAUUCUCUGUCCCAGCCACUGAGACCUUGUGAAGACAGAGGGCAUUCUCUUCAUGAAUUUCUACUGCAGUCAUUUUAAUUUUCUUUCUUUACAAUCUCAGACACUGUCCUCUCAUUUCACACAGCUCAUGGAGAUAUCAAAGAUGUUCCGUCAUUGUUAAGCUGGGAUGCAGAAAAAGAACAAGAUUUCUUUCCAGCAAAGAAAUUGAGAGAUGAACCAAAAGAAGCCAAAACUGAACAAGAUGAGGAAUUUAGUCUGUGGAUGCAUCAGGUGCAGAUCUUUUUUACAACUAAGUUCUUUCCUGCCUACCAGCAUGAAAAAGUGUUGAGGGAAAAAAUAAAAGAAAAUAGAAUACGGGAUGCUGAAUUAGCUGAGCUGAGAAAGAUAAAGGAUGAGGAGCUGGCAAAAUUUAUUGCUGAAAGAGAAGUAGAAGAGGCAAAAAGGCAAGAAGCAGCUGCAGCAGAAAAAACAUUUGACUCCAAGAGUGCAGAUUUUGAGUUAGAGGAGCCUGUUGCACAGUUAGUACCCCCUCCGAAGGAAGAGGCCCCUGUUGUAGCAGCCCCAGUUGUUACCAAGCUGCCUGCUGGCAAAAAGAGAAAGAAGAAACAAGUCUUCUGA
Opisthocomus hoazin is the source of this 2640-nucleotide messenger RNA. Lineage: Eukaryota; Metazoa; Chordata; Aves; Opisthocomiformes; Opisthocomidae. The record is from RefSeq and is a predicted model, not a curated record.